AAGAGCACAAGGUUUGACGUACUUUGAGCAUUCAUGUGGUGCCUUUCUAAUUUUGCAACAAUACGAGAUAGGGGUUGGGUGGGAGGUGGCAGGGAAGAUGCUGAAAACCUGUAGUUCAGGGAGAAACGUCAGCUCGUCGGCAUCGCGGCCGGAUUCCACUCUGACCCUGACCCCGGGACGGUCGUUGAAGAGUUGGAAAUCUAACCGGGAUUGAAGGAUCGUGGGGAUCAUCUUCAGCAGCGAGAGGUGACUUCAAAUAAUUAUUAGAGUAAAUUCAAAUUAAACGAUGACUGGGCUCUACAAGACUUCACCCAUGGACCUCCACGUCACAAAGAGAAUAGACAUAGCAUGGAAAUCCAGAAUACACACCCUCAUACAGACUCCAUUGCUAUGGAGGAAAAUCAGCAGACAGGAAACAAACGAAGCAAACCUAUUGGGAGAAUCUCUGGAGACGCUCCUUUCCAAGAAAAGUGGGCAGGUAGCAUUUCGGGAAUUUCUGAAGUCGGAAUUCUGCGAGGAAAGCCUGGACUUCUGGCUCGCCUGUCAGGAGUUCCAAACUUUUGACAGUCCAGAGGAACGAACUCAGCGAGCAGCGAGUAUUUAUGAAGAGUUUAUCAAGGCGGAUUCUCCCAAACAGGUAAACUUGGACUUCUACACGAGAGAAAUCAUCAGUCAGAGUCUUCAACAACCAAGUCCGUCGUGUUUCACUGUGGCACAGAAGAAAAUCUACAGCCUGAUGGAGAACGGCUCCUUCCCACGCUUCAUUCAGUCGGAGAACUACCAAGUCCUUUUUCAAGCGGCCUCUAAGCAGAGAGGCCUUGGGAAGCACCGCAAGGCCGUGCGGAUAAAGAGCACUUGAGGUGCAACGACGCAACGGCCAAACCUGCAGUGUGACCUCUGCCUCCUGCACAAGGACUGACAUCAUGCACAGCGCUGAUGGCGUAAAGACAGACUGAGGAAGUGCUGCUGAUAGACGGUGUGCAGGAGCUUCCCCUUCUCUCAAAAUAUCACAAAAUGUUUGACAGGACUGAAAGACGUGACAGUGACACGGACAGAGGAUGGUGCAGAUAAGGCCGUCUGGUGCACAAAGAACACUGGACCUCAUCUACUGCACAAAUGUGCUGUUCAAUACUGUGAUGGUUCUGACUGACACUGCCAGUGCCUUGAAUGUAAACUUGAAUAUUUAUGGACUGUAAGGCAGGUUUAUGCAGGUAGAUAAUAUUGUCAUGUGUGCAUCGUGUAGUGUUGGACUGCUACAGACUUUACUCUGUGGUGAAUCCAUUUAAAUUGUUAAACUGUUUGCAAACCUGAACCAGAAAAGACCUUUGAGUCGUCAUGUGAAGGCGUCCUGUGUCCUUACGGUUGAGGUGCUAUUGCCACCCAGUGGUGCCUGUGAAGCCUUGCAAGCAAAAUUACAUGUUGGUGUACUGGUUUGAGGCUGCACGGUGGCUCAUGGUUAGCCUCGCAGAUAGAAGAUCCCCGGUUAGGAUGCCUGUGUGGAGUCUCCA
This is a messenger RNA of Stegastes partitus (bicolor damselfish), 1508 nucleotides long. RefSeq names its product regulator of G-protein signaling 21-like. The coding region runs from base 287 to 859 and encodes 190 amino acids. The transcript has 5 exons. NCBI's taxonomy places the organism in Eukaryota, Metazoa, Chordata, Actinopteri, Pomacentridae. The record is from RefSeq and is a predicted model, not a curated record.